This is a messenger RNA of Nezara viridula (southern green stink bug), 6992 nucleotides long. The record is from the annotation of a GenBank genome assembly. Lineage: Eukaryota; Metazoa; Arthropoda; Insecta; Hemiptera; Pentatomidae.
CUUAUAUUAUUAAUUUUUUUUUACUGGUGUUCAGAGGUAAACUAAUGAUCAAGAGAAGUAGCCAUUUUGAUGAAAUUUUGUCUACUGAUGCCGAUCAAGGGUUUAGUAUUUUAUUUUUCGCUUGUUACGGAGUGAUUAAAAUGUCGAACGCGAUGUUUAUGGUUUUUAAUUAAAUGAGCUUAGUUGGUGUAAUUUAUAAUUUUAAAAAGUUAUUUAAUCGUAGAUAAACAAAUGGUGCAGUUCUUCUUGGUUGUGUACCGAGAUUGCUAACAUUUCUCGUUUGGUGUUUGUCAUCAGUUUCGGGAAAAAUAGAUGUUUUAAUUUUAACCACAUCAACCAAGCGAUUAUUUCAGUUUUAUUGUUUCUGAUUAUCAGUGUAGGUAAACUUUAUCAUUAGGUUAUUGUGAACUUACGUCUUUAGAUCAAUCUGUGUUAAUAUCCUUAUUUUUCCAUCUUCCAAAUUAUGUAUUAUCAGAGGAAUCUUAACGAUUUUUUUUGUGACUUCAAUUACUUUUUUCAUUGUAGGAUUCUAUAGGAUGGUUUUGUAAUUUACUCAAUUUGAAAAAAAAUAUGUUGAGUGAUUCAAGUAAUUCUGAUGGCUCACCUAUUAAAAAUCAGCGAAAGAAAUAUCUUAAGGAAUCAUCGGAUUCAGAAGAAGAAAAUGAUAACAUUUCAAAACGGAAAACUGUUAGGCGCCGAAGGGUUUCGAGUUCAUCUGAAUCAAGUGGAAGUGGUAUAGUUGGACCUUCUCAUAAAAAAACCAGGGUUAUAUCUGAAAGUGAAUCAGAAUCUUGCACUAGUUCUGAUUCAGAAAUUGAUGAAGUAUUUCGACCAUGGACUUCCAAGAAAAAAUUACCAAAAUCAAGAACUGCACUUCGUUCGGAUUCAGAACACUCAAGUGAAGAAUAUACAUCACAUGAUAAAGAAUCCAAAAUAAAAAAUGAGGAUCAGUCUUCAGAUAGUGAUGAAGGUGAGAAAUGCAUCAUCUGCUUCAAGGCUUUCCACGGGGUCAUAGCACAUCCAUCUGGAUGCAGUCACAAUUUUCAUUCAGAAUGUCUUUUAACUUGGUCAAAGACUUCCAACACUUGUCCCAUUGACAGGGUUAAAUACACAGAAGUUAUUGUUACUGGCUUCAAUGGUGAAGUUGUAAGACAUAAUGUUGUUACUCCUCCUCCUCAAGAUCAUAAUAAUGACAUUGAGCCAGAUGAUACAACUUUCUGUGAGGUCUGUAAUCAACAUGACCGAGAACAUGAAAUGCUAUUAUGUGAUAGAUGUGAAGCUGGCUACCACCUUGAUUGCCUCAAUCCCCCACUUGACGAAGUUCCUAUUGGAGACUGGUAUUGCCCUGAUUGUUCUUCGCUACAAAAUGAUAUUGAUGAAGAUGAAGUACAGGACUUGGUAAGAGGAAGUAUUCUUAUUGAAAACAGGCUACGAGAUAGGCCUUCCCGUCUUCGGCCCCCGAGAAUUGGUCCCCGUACAAGAGCUGCACAAAGGAUUAUUAGUAACAUUAGGGAAAUGGCAAAUCAGAAUGAACUAUUACAGCCAUCUACUUCAACUUCUCGUUCAUCUAAUCAACGAACUCAAAGAAGAAAAAGGUCUCGUAGAAGAAGAACUCAUUAUAAAGUGGAAUUGAUAACAGCUGAAAAUGGAUCAACAAUAGAGGUAAAAGUCGCUGUUAAUACUAGAAGACGAAGAAAGAAGAAGAGGAAGGCUAAUGCUUGUAGAGGACGUUCUAAGGUUAAUCACUCAUUUAAGUUGGUUUCUUCAAAAGAAUCUGGAGCAACAGAUAAUUUCAGAACAAAUCUGAAUGAUGUAAAAUCACUUGAUCUUUUUGGCUCAAGACCGCAGUUAGAAUAUUUUUCAGGAUGUGAAGCAGAGGAUGAAUUAGAUGAAGAAGGCAGUGGUGGGUUAGGCUUAUUAAGAUCACGUACAUCAGGAAUAAGAAGUAUGGCGGGGAGAAAGCAAAUCGCUGCUCAGAUUUUGCGUUCUGCUCCCAGAAGACCUGUUCCAAGAGUAGGUUUGGCUACAGCUCCUCCAGAUCUGUUAUCGUCCAUAUUAAAUGAGCAGCAAAAAUGGCUUUCACCUAAUGCUGUCAUUCAGAGUAAUAGUAAUGGUGAAGUAAAAGUGACUCUUCACAAUCAAGCAGAUAAUAUUCGAGUGAAAAAAAAUGUUGGCAAUGAAGAGAAAACCGCUAAUGGCACUAAUAACCAGAAUUGCCAAAAAGAAGAAAAUACUUCUCAGAGCUGUGGGGAUUCUUCUGAAUCAGUUCCUCCACUUCCACCUCCUCCUCCACCAGUUUUCUCAAGAGCUUAUGAUGAUGAAGAUUUUGAUCUAUAUGCAGAUAUUGAAGCUCCAGUCGAUCCACCACUAGCUCCACCACCAGAGCCUCCUGCAUUAUUGUUAGCCUUAGAGGGUGAUGAUGCUGCGAGUUCACCCGAAGAUGCUAUGCUUGUCAUUGAUGACAGGCAAACAUACGACCCUGAUGUUCCAACUUCACCUCCUCCUUCCCCAGAGGCACCUUUAAAAGAAACAGUGGAAACUACUGAUCAUAUUUCUGCUGUAAAUAUUGAUAUAAAAAUUCCACCACCUAGGAUACCAUCUCCCAGUAAUGAAGAUGAUAUUGAUGAUUGCCCUAAUAGAGUAAUGUAUUCAGAAGCUAGUGUUAAUAUUGCAAGGGAGACGAAAAGCGAUUCAGAGUCAGAUUCCGACAAAGAGCCUGAUGUCGUAAACUCAAAUAUUUUACCCAAUGAUGAAAUUGAUACUGAAAAGAAGAAAGAGGACUCUGAAAGUGUGAGUGAUGUUGAUAUUAACAUAAUGGAUGAUGACAAGGAUGUGAAAGUAGCUCCCGAAGAAAAACUUCCUGAAGAUGAAACUAAAUUGCAAAAAGAUGUCGAGGAUACAGAAAAUAAUGAUGCUUCAGAUAAAACUUCGUUAAAUGAUAUUGAUGAUAAUAGUAAAUAUGACCCACUUAUGUCAGAUGAUGAUGUAUUAACUGAAGAACCUAAGGUAAAAGAUCAGUCAUUUAAAAUCCAGAAGUCAGAAGAACAAAUUUCAACUGAAUCAUUCUCGGAAGAUAAUUCUAUUCCAGAAAGUAAAAAACAAACUGAUUCUGAAUCAGAAGAUAAUAUUGAUCUUGAAAAAAUCAGUGAAGAAGACAGUCCCAUUAAAAAACAUUCAACUGGUGAUUCAUCAUUAGAAGGAAUAAAGCCUAUUAGUAAUGAUGAAAAUGAAGAAGUUAACACUGUUGAAAUGAAUUCUGAAAAUGGUGAAACGAAUCACAUUAAUGAUGCAGAUAAAAUGCGCCGUGAACUUGAGUGGAGUCGAGAGAGUACACCAGAUAAAAAAAUAACCUCUGACAAGGAUGUUGAUCAUGAAGGAGAAGAUGUUUUGGAAUUGGGAUGUGGUGAUGAUGAGCGAGAUGGUUUAGUUGAUAUUACUGAUGAAGAAAUAAGUACAUAUGAAAAAAGUUGGGAACUCGAAGAUAAUCAAGCCCCUCCUGAUAAAACGGUAGGCUUAGAAGGAUUAGAAACAGAAGCAAUUUCUGAUUGUGAGUAUAAUAUUGCAGAAGAUGGUCAAGUAGCUUCUAGGAUAAGUACUGAAAAUGGUCCUAAAGAAGAAGAAGGUGAAAUAAUAUCAGAAGAGAGAAGGCUUCCAGUUGCUUGGAAAAAAAUAUCAAAAAGUACUAAAGAACGAAGUUAUCGAGAAAAGGAUGUAACUACUUUUAAAGAAAAGACAAAGAAAAAAGAAAAGAAACCAAAAGAAAAAAGGAAGGAACUAGAAAGAUAUGAUGUCCGUAAGAUUAUUAGUGAUAAACCAAAAAAGAGAAAAGUUGAUGAAUUUGGAAGAGACAUUUCACCAUCAAGAAGUAGAAGUAUUAGCGAGAGUAAAAGCAGAAGUCUCAGUAGGAGAAGAAGUCGAUCAAGGAGCAAGAAAAGACGUAGCCGUGAUAGAAAAAGUAGAAACAGAAGUAGAGGUAGAAGUCGAGGGCGAAGUAGAGCCAAAAGCAGAGACAGAAGUCGGAAAAGAAGUAGGGGACGUAGCAAAUCAAGAAGUAGAAGUGAUAGUCGAAGAAGGAGAAGCCGCAGCCCCCGGAAAAAUAAAGAAAGGAGAAGUAGGGCUAAAAGUAAAGAAAAAAAAAGAAGAAAAAGGGAUUCAUCAAUAAGCUGCUCUAGUUGUUCAUGUAGUAGUUGUGAACAAGAAAGGAGGAAAAGUAAGAAAUUAACAGUAAUCGUACCUAAUAAACCUCUUACAGGACCUGCAGCAAAAGAAAAAAAGAAGGGAAAAUACAAAGAUAGAGUAGAUCUGAAAAGGAGGCGUGAUUCUCCUGUUCCUUCCAAAGAAGUAUUUACUUCAGGAGAUAAUAUUUUGGUUAGUGUCAAUUUCAAAUCUUCAAAAUCUGGCGAAGCUAGUAGAAAAGAACCUUCAAAGAAGAAAAAAGAUGAAGAAUCAAAAAAGAAGAAAGAUAAAAGUGCAAAGGAAAAUCAACCCUUAAGAAGUAUUGUCUCAAAAAGCAGCUCAAAUCAGCCAUCUCAAAAGAAAAGUAGAAUAAAUGCGAAAAAUCUAAAACCAGUAGCUAUAAUCGAUUUGGCACAAUCACCAUUUAGAGAACAGACAUUAUCACCAAAGGAAAUAAUUGUUUUAACUGACAGUGACAGUGAUGAUAAGAGAAAGCCAGAUGAAAACAACUUGCCACCCUGUCAAGUUACUGGUCCAAAAACUCCUCCUGAGCCACAUAUUAAGUUUAAUAUUAUUAGUUCCAAACCACAAAUGUUAAGAAGUUUGGCUAAUCCUUUGCUAGAUAGUUCUGAUCAGUUAGAUGCAGAUGCAGAUGAAGAAGAUGAUGAUAGGGUAGAAAUACCUCAUAAAGGGCCUAAUACUCCACCGGAACCACCUGUUCCAUAUGAUCCUUUUGAACCGACAAAAUCAAGGUCGCCAACACCUCUACAAGAAUUGGAGGAAAGUAGAAAUCCUACCCCUCCUACUGAAAAAAAUCUCCCUUUGGAACCUCCCCAAAGGCCAGCUUCUCCUCCCAAGCCACUUCCAGAAUCUCCUAAAACACCCUCUCCUCUUCAUUCUCCACAACCUAAACCCCCAGAAGAGUCAACUCCUGAGAAAGCAAAUAUAUCACCACCAAAUAAUUGUAAUGACGAUUCAAUGGAUAUGGGUGGAGGAGACUCACCUUAUUCUCCUGGUUCAUCAGAAGCUGAUGAUUUAUUUGAUGCUCCUGUCAGUCAAAUGAAUUCAUCUACUCCUAUUGCUAAAGUUAAACCUAGGCAACUACAACAAAAGCAUUCACAAAAAUUGACGCCAUCUCCCUUGAAAAGGAAACCAACUUCGAAUAAAGCAUCUACUCCUCUUAAAAACAGUAAAGGAAAUAACAAAAAAGAAACAGUUGGCUUAAAACUAGAUGAAGAUCAGCUGAAAAUAUUAGAUGAUCUUCCCAACUCAGCUGUGGAAAUGCAGGUAAAAGAUAAGUUCUUAAAAAAGUUAAACAGGCAGGAGAGAGUGGUGGAGGAAGUUAAAAUGGUUCUGAAACCUCAUUACGCCAAGAAACAUGUCACGAAAGAAGAGUACAAAGAAAUUCUUAGAAAAUCAGUACCUAAGAUUUGUCAUAGUAGAUCAGGGGAAAUAAAUCCCAUGAAGAUUCAACGCUUAAUUGAAGCAUAUGUUAAAAAAUAUAGGCACUUAAAGAAAAAGCGGAAAGCACCUACUUUCUCUGCUCCUGAAUCUCUUCAACCUUUAAAACCCAAACCUAAACAAACUAUGUGGUGCUGAGAAACAAUUUUAGAAGGAACGAUAUACGAUCUGGUUUGAAAACCAAACUUCUUGUGCAUUGCUGAUAAAGUGAUAAAGAGUGGAACUUAGAAGUGGAUAUCUUUUUAAUUGCUCACCUUAGCUUGCGUUGUGAGUUAUGAGUUGAAGGAUGUUAUAUGAAACUUAGAAUUGCAUUCCAACAUACCAUCACAGUUAGAUAAAUUGAAUUCAUUACGAAUUUACUUCAAAUUAAUAAAGAAAAAAAAGGAGGUUCCUGUCAAAGGAAAAGUUUAUUUUAGAAAAAUAAUAGGUUUUAUAAGUCUGUAAAUAUUUCCCGUUACUGAUUUUAUAUAUCCACCAAUAUAGACAAUUAAAUAUAAAUGCUGCGCCAAUUUUGUAUAACUUUUACAAUUAAUUUAUUUUAAAUUCUAAUCAAGGUAAGAAUGAGGCUACAACUUGAAUUACAUCUUAAAGAUGUUUUUAUUUAAAAUAAAAAAAUAAAUGAAAUAAAAGAAGUGCUAUUGUAAUUGAAAAAAAUGAAUGAUUAUAAAUUAUCAUGAAAGAGAAAAUGUUGGGUAAGUUUUUUUUACCUUAUUUCUUCACUGGAAACUUUACUGAUUUGAACUUAUCACCGUUAGGAGAAAAAUAAAAUUUUAUCAAGAUGAUUAUUCUUAUGACAUACAAUUAUUUAAAUUAAUUUCUGACUGAAGAACAAUAAUUGAAAAAAACUAAUCUGGAUUGUGAAGUGAAUGCCACAUUUUUAUUCAUUUAAUAGAUUGAAACUAUUUCAAAUCCUAUUCUCCCAUAUGCAUCUUAUUGUAGCAUUUUUAUGGGUUCCAUAUUUUUUGUCUUUCUUUGAAUGGGUAAUGAUUAAGUGUAUUGAUGUAUAUAUACAUAUUUAUUAUAAAAAUAAGUUUUGUAUAGUUUUUAAUACAUGAAGAUGUUAUAAUGGUGGUUUUUGUGAAAAAUGUAAUAUAAUUAUGUACAUAAAUUUUUUGAUGUAACUACCUUAAUAUAUCAUUGUUCUUCAGUAUGGUGAUUUAUUGAAGUGUAAUUAUAAAUAAGGGUUUGUGAUUGUAUAUUGGUUUGAGAUGCGCUAUUUAUUCUACUGAAUUUUGAGUAUAAGUAGCACAUUGAAUGAUAGCUUUAUUGUUAGUUACAUGCAUUAUUUAUUUUUAUUUAAAAAGAUAUUAUUUUAUGUUAUUUUUUUUAUUGAAAUAAUUUUAAUUCACGAUGCA